This is a messenger RNA of Aspergillus neoniger CBS 115656, 1395 nucleotides long. RefSeq lists its product as uncharacterized. The coding region runs from base 32 to 1354 and encodes 440 amino acids. The record is from RefSeq and is a predicted model, not a curated record. NCBI's taxonomy places the organism in Eukaryota, Fungi, Ascomycota, Eurotiomycetes, Eurotiales, Aspergillaceae. Gene Ontology annotation, molecular function: protein binding. The transcript is spliced from 2 exons.
CUUUCAAGACAACCUGAAUCAAUUGAUCCACAUGCACAUCUUUGACUUACCACAAGAGCUUCUGGAGGCCAUCUUGGCGCAGACCUCGCGUGGCUCUCUCGCCAGCCUCGCGCGGGUCUGCCAACGUCUCCGACCGCCCGUCGAGCGCGUCUUGUACCAGUUGGUGUACUUGCGCAACCACGACGGAGAAAAGUUCACCUACGCGCUGGACUGUGUACCCUCCCGUGCCGAGUAUGUCAAAGAGCUUCUAAUUCACUAUCAUUAUGUCGAUGUUGAAGAUGAAGAGGAGUACUAUCCAUUGUAUGCGGAAACCCUCGCUCCGACGAUCGGGCGUCUCGUGAAUCUGCGAACGCUUGUCGUCAAGGGGCUCGAGUUCGACGCAGACCGAGAAGAAGACGACGAAAUUAUUGGGGGAUAUGAGAGAGUCAUUGCCGAAGCCGAGAAAUGGGACACUCUCUUCGCGCAAUCUGCUGUGCCGGGCUCGCAGAUCCUUCCUUCGCUUACAAAAUGUGUGAUGAUCAUGGAUGACAUUGCGCCCAAUGAGCCAGCUUGGGACUUUAGUCUGAGGGGCGCCGUGCUGAUCCAUCCGCACCUCCAAGACCUGACCAUAGUCGGGGGCGAACUUGAGAGCCUGAAGAAUCAUGUGCCUUCACCACGAUCGACGCCACUCGAAAGGCUAAACAUGUUUGGCUGUGAUGUGUCACCCUCCGCGAUGGGCGAGUUGUUGUCGCUGCCGCGUGCCUUGAAAUAUCUGACGUAUAAAGGGGCGCCGUGGUGUUACCGGCCCACAAAUCUUAUGCCCGACAGGCAAAUAUACGUUGACAUGAUUAAGAAUCAAGCGGAUUCACUCCUGAGUCUUGACAUUGACUUCUAUCCAGGGAUUGUUGAUAACCCCCCGGUAGACUUUACUGCCCUCGAGUGCCUGGAAGAACUCACUGUUGAAUCCGAUGCAUUGAGAGGCACCGGAGAAUACGACCCGAAGAACAACACCAAAAUAUGUCUGUGGAAAAGCUCCGAGCUGAAAUGCCAGCUUCCUCUGAGCCUAAAGCGUUUAGUGCUUUUUCUAUACACCCCGAAGAAUCCCCUAGAUUGGCGUACCUUGAUUAUACUCUACAAUUGGAUCUCGCGGGGCAGUUUGCCAAACCUGGAAACGAUUACUUUUCAGAUCGCGAAGCCGUGUGAACGCGAGAUAUUAGACCGAUCGAUUGGAGACAAUGUGCGGUCAAUCGGGCAGGCUUUUGAAGAGGUUAACGUGCAACUGCAGUUCGAGCUGGUCCCUAACAGCAAAAACGACGGCUACGAGCUAUUCAACUGCCCUGACUGCGGCAUUAAUUGGCGAAACAUGCAUGCUUGAUCUGAGCCUAAUUUAACAUCAAACACAUCCUUGCAGCACUU